Molecule: messenger RNA, 585 nt
Organism: Sparassis crispa
Lineage: Eukaryota; Fungi; Basidiomycota; Agaricomycetes; Polyporales; Sparassidaceae
Exons: 1
Coding region: 1-585 (194 amino acids)
Source: RefSeq, a predicted model, not a curated record
AUGUCGACACUCGCUACAUUGUACAACAAUCUCCCCACCCUCGGCGAGGCCGAUGACAAGUUCGUUGACCGUGCUAACAUCUUCGCCAAAGUUGGGCCUCUUUUGGCCAAAUACGACAACAAGUUCGGCCUCUACCUCGUGCAUGCCCACUGCUCUCUUGAGGAUGGAGAGAAGAUGGUUGCAUCGGGAAAUGUAUCCGAGCCCGUCAAGGAUGCCUCGUGCUAUCCUGAGCGCUGGCUCGCCACGGGAGAGGCAUACGAGUUUAACACGGAGCACACCGAGGUUCCUCCUGCGGCUCUGUUUGUCGAGUUCAGGUCGCUCGUUGGCGACAUGACCGCUGUCCUCGGGCUCUACUACGCCGGCAACGUCACGCCUGGUAUGAUGCUCCUGGAGCACACUGAAGGGAGGAAGAACAUCGUCGAGGCCAUUGAUGUUGGCAUAGGCAACACGAAGGACGCUGUCCCGACUGCGUGGCUUCCGGAUGCAAAGGAUCCUGUCACCAUGGCAUGCGUGAUCGAGUGUGAUACUCGCAUUACUCGAACUGGUUCCGCACACAAGGAUACGAGGUCUCAUCGCCCUCUGUAA